Messenger RNA from Lolium perenne, 4001 nucleotides. Its product is annotated as putative F-box protein At1g50870. NCBI's taxonomy places the organism in Eukaryota, Viridiplantae, Streptophyta, Magnoliopsida, Poales, Poaceae. Gene Ontology annotation, molecular function: protein binding. The record is from RefSeq and is a predicted model, not a curated record.
CCGCCCCCUCGACCCCGCCUUCCUGAUGAACACGGCGGACUUAUCUUUACCUUGUAAACGAAUCCUGAAUCCAGCCCGACCGAUUUGUCGCUUAUCAGCGGAAUCUUCCGUCAUGGUGUGCUGUAGAAUGUCAGUUAAUCUAGUCCCUGUCAGGUGUUAGAGUUUCAGUUAUAGGUGCCGUUUUUCUUCAGUUAGCCAGUUACCGACUCAGCUACUGUACUUUAGAUAGCACCGUUGUUUUAAGUCGUGGACCCGAUCUGUACGCUGCGUCCGUUUUGCUCGGACGUGGGAUGGCACGUUAAUCAUGGGCAUCGUGUAACAGACGCGAUCGAUCGAUCUCUUCGAGAAUGAAAGAAAUGAGAAAAGCCGUGGGUUGAGCACAACACCAAAACCUGUCUCCAUCUCUGGUUUUCUUGAGUGCUAAUCGCGCGCGUGAGAGAGAAAGUGAGAGUAGAUCGAUGGGCCACAUACGAGCGCUAAUGGGGAACAUUUGUCGGCUCGUUGCUUCCUUCCGUCAAGUAUUAUGUGCUCCAGGUUACAAAAUGCACUUCCACUUGUAUCAUCAUUAGUAUUACCACAUCACUUAAUUUGCUUCCUAAACGCAGGCUGUUGAUGUUUAUAGGGUACGCAUUUAUAUCGCUGUAACUAUCAGUGGAGAUUGAUUGAUUGAUUCACACUUGGACUAACUACAGGAAUGUGCCACCAUGUAAUCAGUCCCGAGUGUAAUAUAGUCACUGGCGAUGGUACGUCUGCGAAAACCUGCUCCCCAUCUCCUCUUAUGGGGCUAGAUAUCCACUCAGUGUGAUUUGCUAUUCCUCAUUCUCUUCCCACACGACGCAGCCGCACUAACCGCUGGUAGGAACGUCGCCCAGUAUCCACCUCCCCCUGAUCUUCCGUCCUCACAUUUUUCUUUGCCUCACGACCGCUCGAGCUUGUAGACACAAACGUAGAAAAAACCUGUUCUGCUUAAAAGAAUCUAUCUUGUUAAAAAAAUUCAGCGUAGAGUAACAAACUCAUUAUUUGCGAAUCUAGAGUAAUAAACUCUAUUUUAGUUUCGGAAAAACACUUUGAUUAUAUCUACAUACUUCACGUUAAUAUUUAAGUGGACUCCGUUCGAUGUAUGUCGUCUGACGUCCUAAUGCAGAUGUACCGCACCUGGCCGCCUUCUUUUAAUUUCCAUUCCAUUUUGUCAUUUGUUUCCAUCCAACCUGGUGAUUAGCCACAUACGGGCAGCACGGCAGCAGUACAUGGAGGACGCAUGGUAGGUACAGUGCCAGCCGGGCCUCUUCGCGCAGACACUGGCCCUGUAGCGGCGACAAACGUGCUCUUCCGCCAUGGAAACUCUCAUGGCCUUGCUGAUGCUUCUGUGCAAUACAAGGAUGCGAUGCUUCUUCCUACCGGUAGUGCCAACACGGUUAGCCACACGGAUGCCAUCGAAAGUCCCAUAUGGUGGUGCUUCCUCAUCUUCAGUACAGAAGAGUAUUCUGACAGAGAACGGGAUUGCCAUGGCAGAGCAUCUGAUAUUUAGUAUGGUUAGAGUCUAAAUUACAGCUAAAGAAAUAAGGACGGCUUGCUACUUUCAAUUUUUUGUUUGGUUCAUCCAAAUCCCAUGAUGUUAGAUAAGUACUGGAGAACAUGCUUUCCAAAGCAAAUUUAUUAUCUAUCCUUUCUCUAUCAAUUUUAUUUUUAAGUUUCGAUUUCUGUUUGCUUGACCCAAAUUCCUACAGAUGCACGAUUUCAUGAUAGUGCGCUUUUUAAAUCCUCGCCACCUCCAUGUACCUGGGUGAGCUUAUGUUAAGAUUGUUGGUUACUUUUUUCCAUAGGUUGGACGAAUUACUUGCACUACUCGCUUUCAUAGGUUUGUUUAUUAUUUUGUUCCUGAAAUAUUGCUAAAGCCUACAAGAUAUGUCAUCAACGAAUAUUAUUUUUUGCAGUAUAGAGGAAAGUAUAACUUAUUCUCAAAUACCUUGAUUUAGGGCUUAUAUUCUGUAAGAAACGAAUCUUGAGACAAAUAGAUUCUUACUGGAAAUAGGUGCUUCCGGGUGGUAUUAAUUCCAUGUUUCUAAAAAAAAUAAUGCACUGUUGCCUCCAAAUGAAGCAUGAUACUCUGCGUACUAUGUAUGCUUGAAGAAUUUACUCUUAAGGUUUAUACUUAAACCCAAACAUUCCUGAACAGUGAGUUCUUAACGGAGAUACAUUUAACAUUUUUUUAAGGGCAAAAAGAUUGGAUGGUUCAGACUCUUUUGUUAUGGUAUUUUUUUUUACCAAUUCUGCUACCCUGUAUGAAUUAAGCGAAAUUACCAUCAAGCCUUAGAACGGCUAUGGAGUAUGUUGGUGGUGGUGACUGAAUUCCCAAGUUUUCUUCCUUUGCCAUCAUGCCUCUGUUCUGAAUACAGUUUUCAUGAUAGUUAAAGCACACUGUCCAGAUGUAUGCAACCAUCAUACUGCUGACCACAUUGUGCAUCUCCCAUUUAUUAACUUCUAUCUGAGAAGUCCUUUUUGUGUUUUGUCUGCAUAUAUGAUAUACUUCUUAUAUUUACUUCUUGCUGGUUAAUUUCAAGAACACCUCGAUUGAGCAAUUGACAAUGUUACAUUGUGCAAGAGCUGGGAUCAUCCACUUGCCACUUUCUUCCAAAGGUUUGCAAGAUGAGGAAGACAACAAAGGCACCUCAUGCGGCUGAGCUGCUCGACGAGCUUGUUUUCGAGAUCCUCCUCCGGCUGCCCGUCAAGUCCCUCCUGCAGUUCAAGUCCGUGAGCAAGGUGUGGCAUGCAAUCAUCUCCGACCCCUUCUUCAUCCGCGUGCACCUCCAGCAAUCUGCCUCCAGAUGGAGGCAGGACCCUUCACUGCUUGUCACCCCUCACGCUUUGAACUACGUCAUUGAGGACGAAGCUUGGCCGACAACCUUCUCCAACAAGAUCCGCUUCUACCAGUGGCAACAGCCCUCCUCCGAGGAGGAGCCUGAAGAGUCGAAGCUCGUCAUGCAUGGUGGCGACUUCCUCGGCUAUUUCAACUCUGUGUGCUGCUUCCAACACUGCGACGGCCUGGUGGUCGCCCACACCAACACCAAUGUCUAUCUCUUCAACACGGCGACCAGGGACGCCAUGACACUGCCGCACAGCGACCGCAACAAGAUGCACCGGUACGCGGUCUGCCUUCCUGUAGGGUUCGGCUUGGACCCUUGCACCGGCACAAGGUGGUUCAGGCCUUCUACCGCUCCAGGAAUCCUCGGACUGGUAUCUACGCCAUGGGGAUGGAGGUGUUCACCGUCGGUGAUGCUCCGGCUUCCAGGAGGGAAACCGCGGCUGAUCCGCCGUACCCUGUCGCGGAUUGGAUCACCGCUGUGUUCGUCAACGGCGCCCUAUUCUGGGUCAUUGAGAACCGUGGUCUUGAUCCGAACCCGCACAGCCUCCUCCGCUUCAGCCUGGACGACGAGACCUUCAGCGUCACGCGCCUGCCUGACUCGCUGGACCCUGCGUUGGAGGAGUCCUUCAUGCUGGAUGAGAUGCACGGUGAGCUAUGCCUGACCGCCUUCAACAGCAGCAAGCCGGCCAAGCAGCAGCCCCUCAAGAUCUGGACGCUGGUGGAAGAAGACGGGCGAUGGGAGCACCGCUACUCCCUCACCAUUUCGGGGCUGGUGCACCCGGUGGCUCUUCUCCCGGGCCGUGGCGUGAUGAUUGUACAGCGGUCGCAGUACAUCUGCCGCUACGAUCUGCGGACGCAUGAGCUGGACACCGUGUGCGAGCUGGAUCGCCUGAGAUACGAGAGAACGGGCACCUUACAGGCUGCUAGGCGGAAAAUCUUUUACUUUAAUGUAAUACCUUACACUGAGAGCCUGGUCCGAAUUACUGCUGCUGCUUAGCAGAGUUGAGGCCACUAAUCGAACCGCACUUGCGCUAUUCUAUUCAUUCGUUGCUCUGGCUCUUGUUGUCGUGUUGAAGUGUGUGUUUUGACUCUCUCAAAGAAGAUAAAAAUAAAGCUUUUCUGGAGCAUGUUCCACUGA